AUGGAUCGCAUCAAGGAGAAAAUGACCCAGCUCCGUUUGGAGUCUGAGGAAUCUGCUGCCAAGGUCGAAGAGCUCCAGGCCAAGGUCAAGGCGCUCGAGCAGGAGAACCUCCAGAAGGAGCAGGAGAUCAUCUCCCUUACGCACAAGAACAGCGUUCUAGAGUCCGAGGUAGAGAAAUACGAAACUCAGGUCAAGGACCUCAAGAGCGCUGCCAGCGAAGGCGCGCAGCACGGAACCCAGAACGAAACGCUGACUCGGAGACUCCAACUUCUCGAGGAAGAGGCUGAGCAAGCAGAUAAGACUUUGCGCGAGGCCAACGAGAAGUUGCGACAGACCGACGUCAAGGCCGGACACUUCGAGCGGAAAGUCCAGGCUCUCGAGCAGGAGCGCGAUCAGUGGGAGUCCAAGUACGAGGAGAUGGCCAAGAAGUACGCCACCGUCCAGAAGGAGCUGGAGGACUUCCAAAACGAGAUUGGCAACAUCUAA
Molecule: messenger RNA, 486 nt
Organism: Podospora anserina S mat+
Lineage: Eukaryota; Fungi; Ascomycota; Sordariomycetes; Sordariales; Podosporaceae
Exons: 3
Coding region: 1-486 (161 amino acids)
Source: RefSeq, a predicted model, not a curated record